Molecule: messenger RNA, 2170 nt
Organism: Parasteatoda tepidariorum (common house spider)
Lineage: Eukaryota; Metazoa; Arthropoda; Arachnida; Araneae; Theridiidae
Product: heparan sulfate glucosamine 3-O-sulfotransferase 3A1
Molecular function (GO): [heparan sulfate]-glucosamine 3-sulfotransferase activity
Source: RefSeq, a predicted model, not a curated record
UCCAUGGUGAGUUCUCUUGUAUGUAGCUAGGGUGAAUCAAAUUUCGAUUACGUACAAAACACGUGUUUUAUAGUUCAUGCAGCAACAAGAAAAAAUGUCAAACAUUUCACAGAUAUGACAUCAUUUCCUUUUCAUUGAUGUAAUAAAAUGAAACAAUCAGGAAAUUUCUUAUUCAAAUGAUUAUUUGAUAUUCAAAACUGCGUUUGUAAAUAAAUUUUUAAAAAAAUAUGUAGCCAAUAAUGCAAAAUAUCACAGAAGAUUUUGUUGGCUGAAGUUUAACGCUUACGCAGGGUACUUAUUUUUACUUUUAAAAUUAUGUGUAUACAAAAUUCAUGAUUAUAAAGUUGAUUUCAUUAGUUGGAUAUGAUUUUGAGAAAUACGUUAGUGUUAUUAAAUUUAAUAACACAUAAUGCUGCAUUGUUUUGUGCUUGUUUCAAGUCAAAUAUCUUAUGCUUUUAAGUUAUAAUCGCAUUUAAAUCUUCUAUCAUGAUCGUUUCGAUACAGUUUCAACGGACAUUGUGGAGGGCCACUGUAGUGUCAACUGGGCUAUCGUUAAUUAUGUGUGUGGUUUUUUUAGACGUCCAGAUGCGUUUGCGGACUUCUCCAUUAAAAGAAGACAAUGGUCAAUGGAAUUCUUCGACAAAAAGACGAACUUUGAUGCAAAGAUUAGAUAAACAAAAAGCUGAACUUGUGCAAAAUGAUCAGUGGUUAUCGGAUGAUGAAACGGAUAUCACGGCAUAUUUAAGCAGCGAUGAUAGGGAGUGGUCGAAGAAAAGUCUGAAACGACGUCUGCCAGGUGCAAUUAUCAUCGGCGUAAAGAAAGGUGGAACCCGAGCUUUGUUGGAGAUGUUAAAGUUACAUCCAGACGUUGUAGCUCCUGGUCCUGAAACGCACUUUUUUGACAGACAUUAUGACAAAGGUCUGCAUUGGUACAGAAUGCAAAUGCCUCUUAGUUCUGAAAAUCAGCUGACAAUGGAGAAAACCCCUAGCUACUUGGUAACGCCUGGAGCUCCUCAGAGGAUAGCCAACAUGUCAAAAAACGUACUUCUGCUGAUUGUCGUCAGAGAUCCGGUCACUCGGGCUCUUUCGGACUAUACACAAGCCUCCAGCAAGAGACCUCAAGACACAAGGUCAUUUGAAGACAUGGCAUUUAGGAAUGCCAGUACAGGAUUAGUGGAUGCUGAUUGGUCAGCCAUAAGGAUUGGUCAAUAUGCCAAACAUUUAGAAAGGUGGACUCGAUUUUUUCCUCUUGAUCAAAUUCUUGUUGUUAGCGGUGAGCAGCUUGUUGAAGAUCCAGUUCAAGAGCUGCGGACUGUUCAAAAGUUCCUAGGUCUCCGACCACUUAUUGGUGCAAAACAUUUCUUCUUCAAUCAGAGCAAGGGGUUUCCUUGUUUGAGAAAAUCUCCAAAUAGUGAAAUACCUCGCUGCCUUGGUAAAACAAAAGGCCGCUCACAUCCAAUCAUAGCUCCAGCCAUUCUCCAGAGGUUAAGGGACUUCUUCAGGCCAUUCAAUCAAAAGUUCUUCCGAAUGGUUGGCAGAGACUUCGGCUGGCUAUGACUCAAAAGCUUUCAUCAAACAGUGCCAAGAAAUAAAUCAAAUUCAGCCAAAGUGUGAUUUUUUGUUUCAAGAUUUGAAGUGAAGGAAAAGUGAUUCUUAGGACAAUUUUUUCCAAGGUCGUCCAUGUUGUUCAGAACAAUCGUCUUAUCAAUGUGAAUUUCUUGUAAAUUAACUUUGUAAAUGUUGUCUUUGACACGCACCAUCAUGUCUCGUCGUCGUAAAAGCUAUGCCAAUGUGUACAGUUGAAUCAUCACUUCCAAGAAGUAGGUAGCCUGUUCGGUGUACAGUGUGCCAAAAAUAACGGACCGCUCUGAAUAACUUUUGAUCUAAAGAUCGGAUCUUCCCGUUCUAGGACACAAUCUUAAUUUUUUUUAACUAUUAUUAAAUUAAAUAAUAAACAACAAUAAGUAUUAAUUAAAAUUAGUUUUUUGUACAAACGAAUUUUCUAAUUGUGUGCAAUUUUUUUUUAAUUCGCUUUAGAAGCUCUCGAGAUAUGAAGAAAUACUUAAAAAAUGAAAUUGACAUUGUAGGUCCAAACUUUGAAUAGCUCUCCUGACCAAAUUUCCUUAUGGGGACCAUAUUUCCUAGAUUACGGCUAUCCCCUAUAUUUUGG